AUGAGCAAGAUCUUGAAACUCGUCAAACAAAUCUUUGCCGAAGAUCCUGAAGUUGAAGAGGGAACAUCCCUGCCGGCCAAUCAAAGUGUUUUGCAGAAGCAUGCUACUUUCUUCGACCGCAACCAUGACGGCAUUGUUUAUCCUUGGGAGACCUAUCAAGGUUUUCGAGCAGUUGGUUCUGGUAGACUAUUGGCGGUGGCUUCCUCUAUUUUUAUCAAUGUUGGUCUUAAUAGAAGUACUCGUCCGGGAAAAUAUUUUUCUCCAUUGUUUCCUAUUGUAAUCAAGAAUAUCCACUUGGCCAAGCACGGAAGCGAUAGUGGUGUUUAUGACAGUAAUGGAAGCUUCGUUGCAUCAAAGUUCGAAGAGAUUUUCAGCAGACAUGCUCGAAUAUAUUACGAGGCUUUAACAUUUGAUGAAUUGAUGGAGAUGGUAAAGGCAAACAGAAAACCCAGGGAUCAUAAAGGAUGGAUAGCGAGCUUUGCAGAGUGGAGGAUAUUUUACAUUCUUUUCAAAGACAAGAAUGGUUUGCUGCAGAAGGAGACAGUUAAAGCUAUGUAUGACGGAAGUCUUUUUGAGCGUAUGGAGAAAGAGAAGAAGUCAUCAUACUCUACAAAGAAUAAAAUGUGA
Molecule: messenger RNA, 627 nt
Organism: Carica papaya (papaya)
Lineage: Eukaryota; Viridiplantae; Streptophyta; Magnoliopsida; Brassicales; Caricaceae
Product: putative peroxygenase 4
Molecular function (GO): monooxygenase activity; calcium ion binding
Source: RefSeq, a predicted model, not a curated record